ACAAAUUUCUGUGGAACAGUAGUAGGGUUUAUUAUAUUCGACGCUCUCUCACUAUACUCACUCAGCCACUGUCUCCCAAUUUUCCAAAACCCAGCAAUCAACUCUCCCCAGGCACCACCUGUGGAACGAUAUUGUGUUCGUAUACAUUGUGUCUGUAUGUGAAGAUAAUGCGACCUCCGCUUUACCUUCUUUAGAUUUUGCUGUCUAUAUCUAAGUCAUGCAAGCUGGCAAUGUUGGCGUGGCCGGGCAAGCAUUUGCUCUUGCCUCCAGCAGUGACUCGGGUGGGAAGAAGACUCGAAUUAGACGGUCAAAAGAGGAGAGGAAAUCUAUAGCUGAAUCUUUCAUAAAGAAAUAUCAGAUUUCGAAUGAUGGAAAUUUCCCAUCCCUCAACCUUACACACAAAGAAGUUGGUGGUUCAUUCUAUACAGUUAGGGAGAUUGUUCGAGAGAUCAUUCAAGAAAAUCGAGUCUUAGCUCCUCCUAAAGAGUGUCCUGAUGAAAAUGGCCUAUUCUGGAGUCUUAGAACAGCGCCAUUUGGAUCUCUAUCAAUGGAACCGAAUGUCGACUUGUCAGUAUCAGAUAGAGGUGAUGAGGUAACAGAAAAUGUUUCCACUUCCAGUGAAUCUUAUGAGUUGGCUGACAAAGAUGGAGGUUCUGAUCGGACAAGUGAAAGCCAUCAUGUACCUAAUGAUUAUCUUGAUGAAAGCAUGGAAGAGGUUUCAAACUUUCCUCAAACGAAAAGCCACAAGUUUGAGGAAAACAAUGUGAACGGAUUUUUGGUGGCUGAUCAUCCCAUAGAUAUUGAGGAGGGGUCAGGGAGUCGAAUGCAUAGUAACGAGCAAUAUCACAUUAAGAAUGAUGAGACAGUUGACAGGGAGAGAGAAUUCGAGGAAAUAAUUCAUACUGAGCCUACAGCAAUCAAGAUGCCGAAUCAAGAGAAACUCGAAGCUCAAAAUGUAGAAUCGUCUCCAUCUUUUAAAUCUCUUACUAACUCUGGUAUAGUGGUGGAAACAUUUCCUUUGAGGCCUGUACCUACAACAAUUGAAACUGAGAAAAUGGUGGGAGAAUCUGGUGAACGACAAGGGGAAACUGAAGAAAAGAAGACAUUUACGCAGAGCCCUUUGAGUUUUGUCAGUGAGAAAGGUGACAAUAAGCUUUCACAUUCAACAGCGGAACUGAAUGGUGAAAACAGGGAUGCAAGAGUGGUGCUAAAUCUUCAAGGCCCCUCGAUGGAAAAUGCCAUGCAUACAUCAGCAACUAAAACCAGUGAGCUCGAUGCAGGUAGCAUUGGAGAGCUUGAAUCUGAGGAUUCCUUGCCUGAUGGUGCUAAGGCCAGCAGUUCUACCAAAAUGUUGAUGUCUGAAAACUCCACCGCAGUUGUAGAAAAAUCGAUAGAUGCAAAGGGAAACAAUCCCACACUGGACAAAAUCAAUCUCAGUGAAACUUGGGAUGGCGCAGCGAAGAAAUCUCCUCAGCCCGAAAGCAAUCCACUCCUGGCAUUGGUGAAAUCGAUUAUCUCUUCGUUUGUGAAGUUUUGGACUGAGUAAUUCUCAUUUUUUUGUGCCCUCCUUUGAGCAGUACCGCCUUUUAGAUGUCUUCGGAGUGGUUUUGAUGGUUCAUGAGUAGUUGUUUGUUGGUAGUUAUAUGGUUUGGAUUGAAGAAGAUGGUCUUUUUUUUACUGGGAAUAUAUUCUGCCAUGUUAAAAUAGAAGAUGUUUGUUUGUUUGUUUGUUAUUCAAUAUACAAGACUUGGUGUGUGUUUCUAUGUGUAA
This is a messenger RNA of Salvia splendens (bonfire salvia), 1770 nucleotides long. RefSeq lists its product as uncharacterized. The transcript has 5 exons. Bases 218 to 1546 code for a protein of 442 amino acids. Lineage: Eukaryota; Viridiplantae; Streptophyta; Magnoliopsida; Lamiales; Lamiaceae. The record is from RefSeq and is a predicted model, not a curated record.